Molecule: messenger RNA, 2772 nt
Organism: Penicillium argentinense
Lineage: Eukaryota; Fungi; Ascomycota; Eurotiomycetes; Eurotiales; Aspergillaceae
Product: formin-binding protein HOF1
Exons: 5
Coding region: 1-2772 (923 amino acids)
Biological process (GO): cytoskeleton organization
Cellular component (GO): cell division site; mitotic actomyosin contractile ring, proximal layer; plasma membrane
Molecular function (GO): protein binding; phospholipid binding
Source: RefSeq, a predicted model, not a curated record
AUGCCCGGCACGGUGGCUGAGGGACCAACGGUCUCUAUGUCCUUUGCGAACAAUUUUUGGGGAAGAGAUGAUGCAGGUCUACAGCCUAUGCUUGACCGCAUGCACGCAUCGAAGGUAACGAGCGAUGAAUUGAAGGUGUUCUACAGCGUACGUGCCGCGAUCGAAGACGAGUAUGCCCGAAAACUACAAGCGCUUUGUCGCAAGUCGCUAGGAUCGACCGAGAUGGGAUCGCUCCGACUUUCACUGGAUGUGGUUCGCGGGGAAACCGAAGCCAUCGCGAAAGCGCAUUCCGCAAUCGCGGGUCAAAUGAAGAGUGAACUGGAGGAGCCGCUCUCUGCUUUUGCCAGUGGAAUCAAAGAAAGACGGAAGAUCAUUCAGAAUACGAUCGAACGCCUUCACAAGACCAAAGUGCAACAAACACAAGCUGUCAACAAGACCCGGGAUCGAUAUGAACAAGACUGCUUGCGCAUUAAGGGCUAUCUCGCCCAGGGACAUAUGGUGAUGGGCCAAGAGGAACGCAAGAACAAGGCCAAGCUCGAGAAGACUCAGAUCCAGCUUGCUUCCAACAGCCAGGAAUACGAAGCGGCAGUCAAGGUCCUCGAGGAUACAACUGGUCGGUGGAAUAAGGAGUGGAAGGCUGCAUGCGACAAGUUCCAAGAUCUUGAGGAAGAGCGCCUGGAUUUCACCAAGAGCAGCCUGUGGACGUACGCAAACAUCGCAUCGACUGUCUGCGUCAGCGACGACGCUUCUUGCGAGAAGAUUCGACUUUCUCUCGAAAAUUGCGAGGUCGAAAAGGAUAUCGUUCACUUUAUCAAGGAGCGAGGCACUGGUCAAGAGAUUCCCGAUCCGCCACGCUUCAUCAACUUCUGCAAAGAAGACACAGAAACCGGAUCGGAAAUUGACGAAGGAGAAGGCUAUUCUGUUGCCCAAUUCCAGCGGACCAUGAACCCGGCCUUUCGCACCUCUUCUCCUCAGCCUUCGACUUUCGAGUCCCACCAUGAUCCCCAGUCCGAUCUCGCAGCCCAAUUGGGUCAUCCAGUGCUGCCUGCUCAGAACAACGCGCAGAAUGCCAUGCCGGACAAUAUGCCCACUGCACCUAGCGCGAUGCCAAACAAUAUUCCUAGUGCCAUGCCGCCUCCCCCGAGUGCCAUGCCUAGUAACAUGCAGAACAAUGCUCAGCAGCCACCUCCUCUGGAUCUUCGCCGCGGUGGCCAGCUUCCGCCCAACUAUGACCCUGAUCAGCAUGGCGAGAUCAAUGCUGUUCCUCAUAACGCCUACCCUACGGAUGGCAUGACAAUGUUCUGCCGAACUGGUCCUCCUUCAGAGCGGAGCUCGGCCACCAGUGCAUACCGACCAUCUAGCCGUGACUCUCAAAGCGAGGUAUCGAAUCCCACUUCCAUGUCGAGUGUCGAGCAGCCGAUCGCCGCGAAGCCUCCUCCCAAGCCGACGAACAGCGAGCCUCUACCGAGCCAGAGGGAAGACAAGCAAGCGACCCCGAAGAAAAAGACCGCCUUCUUCAGCAACAGUCCGUUCCGACGCAAGAGCCGUCACGACAAGGAGAGACCAGCGAUCGGAUCUCAGUCUUCACGAAGCCCUUGGAGCUCCCCUACAAAGGAAACCAGCCCGGCUAAGGCGCCCCAGCCCCAGCCGGAGCGACACAGCCGGAGCCCCGAACCCGUGGAUCCUCGAGCCAACUUCCAACUCAAUGUUGGCAACAAUGUCUUCGAUGUUGCUUCCCCCGACAAGAAUGGAGCAAAGGGGGCGGUGCAGCAGGCAAAGACUGAGGACGAUACCGACCCUAUCGCACGUGCCUUGGCUGAUCUCAAGACUACCGGGAAGCAAUCCACUCUUCGCGUCUCGGCUGAUCGCUAUCAUGGAAUUCAAACUCCGACUCCGUCAGCUCCAUCGUCUGCCUACGGGGGUAGCUCAUCUGGUGCCCCUCCAGCAUACAACGACCCCACGGUGAAGCGUCUUGAUGCUCCCGAACCAGCCUUUACGUCCAAGCAGAUGCAAAAGACCACCCAGAGAUACACUGGACAGACGCAGAGCAUGCUUCGUGGCGGCUGUAGCAACCCCAACAUGCCUCCCCCCGCAAAACCCCAAGAAGUUCCCCGGGCCAGGUCUCCUGCCCCCCGACGAAGCGCUAGUCCCCAGGUAUCUCCGCGAGUCGAUACUCGGACUGGUUACAGUGGUGGUGGAGCUAGCCCAGCCCCGAGUCCCACCACAUAUCAGUCAAGCAGCAUCCGCAGCCGGUACAGCCAGUCACCUACUCCGCGUCGUGCACAGGAUUCGCCCUACUCGUCAAACGACUAUGCCCGUCGGGCUUCCCCGGCCGCAAGUCACCGCGCUGUUUCCCCUCAGCCUGCAUUCAGACAGCAGACUCGUCCUUCUAGCGCUGGUGGUAUGGAGCUCCAGCUGUCCGGUGGCCAACCAGAUAUGUAUGCUGGCUCGAACUACGGAUCUACUCGACGUGAUGGCCGGCCCGUGUCACAGUACGGCGAUGCCGGCGGUCCUCCAGUGGGUCGCUCUCGUAGCCGCACUCUUGCGGUUGCUGAGCCAGGUAGAAAAUUCAGCCGCGACGGACGUCCGAUUCUGCAUUUUGCUCGCGCAAUGUACAGCUACACUGCAGCAAUCCCUGAGGAGCUCGGCUUCACCAAGGGCGAUGUUCUGUCUGUGAUUCGUCUACAAGAUGAUGGCUGGUGGGAAGCCGAAGUCACCAACGCUCGCGGACAUCCCGGAUUGGUGCCAAGCAAUUACCUCCAGAUCAUCUAA